AUGGACUAUAGAGCAGGACUGCUGCUUUUAACUAUCUGCUGGGCAGGUGUUGAUGGUCAGACUCUGACAGAAUCGGAACCAGUGGUUAAAAAGCCUGGAGAAUCCCACAAAUUGACCUGUACAACCUCUGGAUUCACAUUCAGUAGCUACUACAUGGCCUGGGUCAGACAGGCUCCUGGAAAAGGACUGGAGUGGAUUGCUUAUAUAAGCACAGGCAGUUUUCCUAUCUAUUACUCCCAGUCAGUCCAGGGUAGAUUCACCAUCUCCAGAGAUGACUUCAGCAGUAAGCUCUAUCUACAGAUGAACAGCCUGAAGACUGAGGACACAGCAGUGUAUUACUGUGCCAGAGACACAGUGAGAGACAUACGUGUGGCCUCAAACUCCCAAUACGCAGGGUGUAACUCAUUUUAUAUGCAAAUGAUGGACUAUAGGACAGGACUGCUGCUUUUAACUAUCUGCUGGGCAGGUGUUGAUGGUCAGACUCUGACAGAAUCUGAACCAGCAGUUAAAAAGCCUGGAGAAUCCCACAGAUUGACCUGUACAGCUUCUGGAUUUGACUUUGGUGGCUCUUGGAUGGCUUGGAUCAGACAGGCUUCUGGAAAAGGACCGGAGUGGAUUGCAACUAUCAGUAGUGGUGGUGGUAGUACCAAAUUCUACUCUCAGUCAGUUCAAGGCCGGUUCACCAUCUCCAGAGACAACAGCAGACAACAGCUGUAUCUGCAGAUGAACAGUCUGAAGACUGAAGAUUCUGCUGUUUAUUAUUGUGCUCGAGAGCCACAGUGA
Thunnus maccoyii (southern bluefin tuna) is the source of this 783-nucleotide messenger RNA. RefSeq lists its product as uncharacterized. Gene Ontology annotation, cellular component: external side of plasma membrane; immunoglobulin complex, circulating; blood microparticle. Bases 1 to 783 code for a protein of 260 amino acids. The record is from RefSeq and is a predicted model, not a curated record. Gene Ontology annotation, biological process: B cell receptor signaling pathway; defense response to bacterium; positive regulation of B cell activation. Gene Ontology annotation, molecular function: antigen binding; immunoglobulin receptor binding. The transcript is spliced from 5 exons. NCBI's taxonomy places the organism in Eukaryota, Metazoa, Chordata, Actinopteri, Scombriformes, Scombridae.